CUCACAACAAGGGACCCAGCAGCAGCAGCGAGGGGAGGGACUGAGGGGACGGGAGCGGGGCUGGCGGGCGUUAAUCUCCUCCGCCUCGCUCGCUCGCUCGCUCGCUCCCCGCCUCCCUCCCGUCCCUCCAUUGAGCCUCCCGCCCACCGCCGCCGCCGUCCUCCUCGCCGCGUCCCUUCCCCAGGCGGGCGCGGCCAUUGCGGUCCCGCCGCCGCCUCCUCCGCCGCCACGGGCGGGUGGGGGGCGGGCGGGAGGAUGAUCACCAACACGCGGGGCUUCCUGUGGUCGGACCUGGAGACGCGGGCGCUGCUGGAGAUCUGGGGGGAGGCGGACGUGCAGAGCGCGCUGGACGGCAACUUUCGCAACAGCCAUGUGUACCGGGACGUGGCCUGCCGCCUGGCCGAGCUGGGCUUCGAGCGCACGCCGGAGCAGUGCCGCAUCCGCAUCAAGGGCCUCAAGCGGCAGUACUACCAGGCCCGCGAGGGGCUCAAGAAGAACGGGCACGCCCGCAAGAUCUGCAAGUACUACGACGAGAUGGACCGGAUCCUCAGCUGCAGGCAAGGCGGAGGGGGGGCCGGGGGAGGAGGCGGCGGCCUCGGCGUGGACGGACACGGCGCGGCCGAGCGGCCUCUCACCCCCGUGGCGGUAGCAGAUGGCUGCCACCAGCCCGCCGCCCUCGCCGCGCCCCCUUCUGCCGGGCCCGGCGUCCCGCCGCGCAACAGCCGGGAGGCGGACCCGGAGGAGCCCGACGAAGAGGACGACGAAGAGGAAGAGGAGGAGUACGGCGGCGGCGGCGGCGAGCUCGGGUCCCCCCGGCGAAACAACUUCCACCACAACUCCGGGGAAUGCUCCUCUUACGCCGAGCACGCCAUCAAAGUGGAGUGCCCCCCCUUCGCCAUCCCGCUGCCGCCCGCUGAGGGUUUUAAACAAAUGAAUGCUCAUACCAAUGCAUCGCCCCUGUUGUCUCAGACUAAAAGAUCAAAAAAACGCCAUGCAAACUUAACCGUGGACAAAAUGAUGGAAAAGUUUCUGCAACAAAGCGUGGAGACCGAAGAGAAAUUCUACAGAUAUGAAGAGCAGCGGCUUAAAAUUGAAGACAAGCGGCGAGAAGCUGAGCAUGCUAGAGAGCUCCAGAUGUUACAGAUGUUGGGACAGAUGUUAGCAGGAAUUUCUUCUACAGUGUCUCAAAGGUCACAGUGUAUAUCAAGCAAUCCUUCUCAGAGAUCAAAUCACCGGUCAUACGGAGAUAAUUUUAACUAUAAUUCUAUGACAGCAGCACUAUCUCCACCCAUAGUUAUAGAGAGAUCAUUUUCAGUACACAAAGCGCAUUCGAUAAAGGAUAUGGAGAAUAUAUUUCAGUUGGUGAGAAAUGUUAUUCCUCCUUUAACUGCCAAAAAACAUAAAGGCCAAGAUGGACGAAUAGGGAUUGUUGGAGGAUGCCAAGAGUACACAGGGGCACCGUAUUUUGCUGCAAUUUCAGCUCUCAAAGUGGGUGCAGACCUGUCCCACGUCUUUUGUACCAAAGAUGCAGCUACUGUAAUAAAGUCUUACAGCCCAGAGCUAAUUGUUCAUCCAGUUCUUGACAGCCCUGAUGCCGUUCAUGAAGUAGAGAAGUGGUUACCACGACUACACUCUGUUGUCAUAGGGCCUGGAUUAGGGAGGGAUGACAUACUACUUGACAAUGCCAAGGGUAUUAUAGAAAAAUCCAAGGUCAAAGGAAUCCCUAUUGUAAUUGAUGCUGAUGGUUUGUGGCUUAUUGCCCAACAGCCUUCUCUCAUUCAGGGUUACCCUAGAGCUAUUCUUACUCCAAAUGCUAUGGAGUUUAGCAGGCUGUAUGAAGCUGUGCUUAGAGACCCCGUAGACAGUAAUGAUCAUCAUGGGUGUGUGCUAAGACUCAGCCAAGCUUUGGGAAAUUUGACAAUUGUUCAGAAAGGAGAGCGAGAUCUUAUUUCAGAUGGAGAAAAAGUGCUUGUAUGUAGCCAUGAAGGAAGCAGCAGAAGGUGUGGUGGGCAAGGGGAUCUCCUCUCAGGGUCUCUUGGAGUCCUAACACACUGGGCCUUCCUUGCUGGACCAGAAAAAACAAAUGGUCAAAAUCCUUUUCUAGUGGCUGCAUUUGGAGCAUGUUCACUUACAAGGCAGUGCAACAACCAAGCCUUCCAGAAAUUUGGACGGUCUAUGACAGCCUCUGACAUGGUUUUAGAAAUUGGAGCAGCCUUUAAUAAACUCUUUGAAACCUAAAACCAAAGCAACAGAGGAGGAACACACAGCGUUGGCAGUCAUGGAAACUAUGCUUGGACAUCCGUGCGGAAUGAACCCUUUUCAAGUGCUGUUAGCAAUAUUGGUAUACUAAGUAGUUUUUUUAUUUUUAAAGAUAGGAAAAUUGUAGAUAUUUUUUAAAGAGUUUGGACUACAGGUGGUGUUUUUUUUCAGCUGAAUAAGCUGUAGUUACAGAAGUUAUAAUAUAAUAAAACAAAACUGAAAGUAUUUCCUCCGUUCUAUUUCAUAGUUAUUGAGCAAUAAUUGUCUGCUAGCAGCAAAAAAAGGCACCUGAUACAUGAUAAAAGGGUAUAAUCCAGCCAACUGUAAGAAAAAUAAGCAUUUGAUACUGCAAUCCUAAAGUUUUACAGCUUUCUAAAUCCAGUCCUUCAAGGGAUCUGGGAAGUUGCACUUCUGUUUAGGAUUGCAUUGUCACUCACUGAAAUAAAUGGGAUUUAAAAGACCUUAACUGUGGCUGGAAUGUGUCAUCAUAUCUGUCCAUCAGCUCAGCUUAGUUUGCGCCGAUGCCAUCUCUAUUUUGUUCUUAGAACUCCCUACCAGGUUUUAAUUCUGCAAAGAGAUUGUCCUUGCUUUCAGAAAUUUGCUGUCUCCGGGCAGGGAAUGCAUGCCAGUUGCCAUCACCAAAUCCUUGGCACAGAAGUCUAAUUCCCUGUUUUGGGGAUGCAGUGGGGAGAGAGAAGGGAUGGGCAUCAGCAAUCUUUUUUUGUCCUUUUAACAGUACAGGAAGCUGUAGAACUUGGCAUGCAAAGUAGUAUUUAUUUAGCUGAAGAAUGUAUUAAAGCAUCAUCUACUGUUCAGGGCUUGUUUAGAACAUGAAACCAAAUCAUUUGCACACCAUGUAGAUAAACUAGGCACACACUGAUCAAAAGAUUCAGGGUUGUUUUUUUUUUUUUAAUGGCUUAGGAAACAAUCUACCAUGAACAGCGCCUGUGCACAGGAGAGGUUGUUGAUGGAAUGUGCUUUUCAUGCUAGCAUAAAGUCUUGUUCUUGGCUUCGAUGACACACAUGUAGGUUGUUUUUUAAAUCACCAGCAUAGACUAACUGGAGACUGAAAGGCAAAAGGCUGCCUUAAGUCAUGUAACAUUACUAAACAGCCCCCUCUCAGAGAACAGGGUUGAGAGUAGGUUGUUCAAAGAUUUGCUGUAUCAACUUUUCCUUAACAUAAUGGCUUUGAAUAUCUUUAUAUACAAAGACAGCACAAGCAUCCAAGGAAGUACAACAGCUGCUCUAGGUGUAUUUUUACUAGUUUUAGCUACUAAGGGGUUUAGGUAUAAACUUAAUUUUGUAGGAUCUAUGCACUAUUUCCACAGAAGAAAUUUCACAUGGUAGAAUACUUUUUUUUUCUUGAAUGACUUGCAACUCAAUCCUAUGCAUGUUUACUCAGAAGCGAGCCCCUCUGAAUCCAAAGUGGGCGUGCACAGGAUUACAAGCUCUUGUCUACAAUCUAGCUCUAAACCAGCAUUCCCAGCUGCAUAGAGGAGACAGUUGUAUCCUCUUUUUCGGAUCUGCUACAGCUGAGAGUGGUUGGGCUCUGCACCAGUUUCUUUGUGCUUACAACUAAUAUUUUGGAUGCACUGUAACUACUACCUCAGAACACGUUCGUUUUUAUAGAAAGCGUUUCCCACUGUUUACUUCCAUCAACGUUCAGAGCACCAAUUAAAAUGUUCCCUCAAAAAAAGGACACGGCAUGGUACCGACCAAUGCUCCCUCUAAG
Gekko japonicus is the source of this 3991-nucleotide messenger RNA. RefSeq names its product carbohydrate kinase domain containing (gene NAXD). The record is from RefSeq and is a predicted model, not a curated record. Gene Ontology annotation, molecular function: ATP-dependent NAD(P)H-hydrate dehydratase activity. NCBI's taxonomy places the organism in Eukaryota, Metazoa, Chordata, Lepidosauria, Squamata, Gekkonidae. The transcript is spliced from 11 exons. Bases 256 to 2238 code for a protein of 660 amino acids. Gene Ontology annotation, biological process: metabolite repair.